Darwinula stevensoni is the source of this 977-nucleotide messenger RNA. NCBI's taxonomy places the organism in Eukaryota, Metazoa, Arthropoda, Ostracoda, Podocopida, Darwinulidae. The record is from the annotation of a GenBank genome assembly.
GGGUUAUUAGAUGGAGAUGCAUCUUCAUCUUGUGGUCCUGAUUCAUGAAAACAAAUAUGUCCGCGCUCUGAUGGUCUCUUCUAGAUGAAUUAGCUGGGUGAAAAUGCGGUCUCCUAGUUGGCCUAUGAAAUAUGAAGAAUGCCAAAGAUUGGUCUCUGAAGUGGAGGAUGCCCUGAGCAAGAGGGACCAAUACCCUCAGAACGCACAGCAAUACUCUGCAAAUGCAGCUGCUGCAAGAAGGACCUUGAUGAAGUUGCAACCCAUGCUUGUUCAUUCAUUGGAAGAGACUGCAAAGGAACAUUCUUCUUUUCUUAUCUCUCGUAUGGAACGUGACAGAAGAGAAGAACUCAUCCAUGCAUUGCAGAGACGGACUGAACUGCUACAGAAUGAGUUGCAGAUGCCAUCUACACAAGGUGCAUCUGCAUUCAGCUCAGGGCCCUCUUCCUCUACAUCCAAGGAAGAACUUUUCAGAACAAGUUCUGCAUCUCAGGUUUAUGGUCACAAUCAAAGUGAAUCUUCCUUUGAUCAUCGAGCUACCUCUUUCAAUGACCCACAGUUUCAGCGACAGCAGCAACAGAGGCUCCUUCAAGUCAACAUCCUCUUUGAAGAGCAAGAUGAAGGACUGGACAUGCUGGCCGAGAGCAUUCGAAGACAAAAGAAUCUUGCCCAGGCCAUCAAUGUUGAGGCAACCUCUCAGACUGAGAUCCUUGAUGACCUGGCAAGGGGCAUGGAGCAAACCCAUGAUCGUAUUGUCCGGGAAACAGGUGAGGUGAAGGUGAUCACUCGGAAAACUGGAACCUGCUGGUACUGGGUGGCGAUAUUUGCUCUUCUCAUUGCGAUCAUCAUCGUCCUCUCUGUGCCAGGAUGAAGUUUUUAUGCUUGAAGAUGCUUUUGAAUGCUUCUAUCAUGCUAUGUGGACUUUCCACUGUGAUUUAAAAUAUAUUUUGCGAGAAGUUAUAAAAUACACAUUCUACUUG